AUGGACCAAUAUAGUAUCAGUGAACCAAAACCAAAGGAAUCAGCUAACUAUGGUCGGUUUCAAUCCAAAAAUUCAAUAUUAUUCUAUACUGUGCUUUCAAUUUUAUAUGUCUUUACAUUUGGAUUAAUUUUGAAUAAGAAUUUUUCUACAUUGUCAAUUACUUUCAUUAUUGCCUUCAUAAUUCUUUUAAUGUUCCUUUUUGGACUUUCCACAGAGCAACUGGAUCGAUGUAAACAUCCAGGAUACCUCAGUGAUAAUAUAUUUGAAUUAAAGAAUUUAGGAUGUGCGUGUAUUAAAAGUUUUAUACUUUUGUUUGCACUUGUUAUAUUAUUUGUAGCAUUCAUUGUUAGUGCUUUUAGAACAGAAGCUGCUGGUUCAAAAGUCAAAUUGCGAAAAUCUUAA
Scheffersomyces coipomensis is the source of this 402-nucleotide messenger RNA. RefSeq lists its product as uncharacterized. Bases 1 to 402 code for a protein of 133 amino acids. NCBI's taxonomy places the organism in Eukaryota, Fungi, Ascomycota, Pichiomycetes, Serinales, Debaryomycetaceae. The transcript has a single exon. The record is from RefSeq and is a predicted model, not a curated record.